GCCGCUGAAUUACGGUGGCGUCUCCUCGGGCUCGGUCGUCUCCGGCGGUCUAGGGGGCGUCCUGAAGUACUCUCCCGGCAAGGGUGGAACGACCGAGGGGGCGAGGCGGGCGGCAGAGGCGCCGCUUAGGCAGGGGAACGCGAGCAAUGCUCCCGGAGGCGCGGGGCGGCGCGGGGCCGGAGUGAGUGUGCGGGGGGCGGGUUCGGCGUGGCCCUGCGGUCCACCCCACCGAGAAGGCCUGGCGGGACCGCGCGCCUCCUCGUUCGCCGCCUCUGCAGGCACCCGGGGGCCGCAGGCUUCAAGCCCCCAGCGUCCGUGCAGGAGACGGCCGCCGGGUGCCUGCAGGCGGGUUGUCCCUGUUUCGAGCUGUCAUCCGGGGCUGGAGCGUCAGCCUCCGCCCUGAUGUGUCAUCUAGAAACAGAUUUCUUGGAGGUGGUUGUUGUUGUUUAUGUUGAAGCUUGCGAGGCUUUCUGUGCGGUCAGCGCCCCCAAACACGCUCUUUUCUAAACAACUCAAACAAGGGUUGUGAAGUGUGAUCAGUUGCGUGCCGUCCACGCUCCUGAACUUUUGUUUCUAUAGGUAACAUAAACCAGUAGUUGUGAAAUUGGGAGAUCCCUUUGGUAGCCUCCAGAGUGUAAAAUCUUGGCAAUGAUUUUCGCUCAUUCAGUUGCUUGGGAACAGGUUUGGCUGGAAGCAACAGUGUUCCUCUCCCAACAGAACCUUUUGAUAGAACCUUUGAUAGAAUGCUAAUAAUGUAAUUAAGUUAACUAUACAGUAAAUGAUCAGAAUUAAAGAGAAACUCAAGUGUUAGACACUGAAGCUUUUGAGUCAUUGAAAGUUAAGGAGGAAGGGAAAAAUUUAAACUAUUGCUACAUUAUAUUGCCUGACUAAUCAUACUUUUUCUUGCCUAAUUUUAAUGCCUGAAGAUAAUCCUGAAUAUACUAUAGUUCUGUAGUGUUUAAUUAUAAAUAUAACGUGUAAAUGGCUUGGCUAUGUACCGUGAAAAUUUUUCAACUAAAUUAUUUACAUGAUUUGUCUAUUUUUAAAAAAGACUUCUUCAGUUUUAUUUUUCUUCAUAACAGGGUAUAAAUUUAGCUGGCCCUCUCCAUCUCCUCCCAGAUUCACCUUCCUGGUCCCUGUCCACUCAUCUUUGGUCUUCAUUUUGAUUGUUUUAUUUAAUUAAAAUAUAGUUACCUUAUUUACUCCCCUUCCAAUAUUCUCAGAACCAUUGCCUCUCAUUAUUAUCCUUAUGUGUGUGUGUGUGUGCGAAGAAAACAGAGAUGCCAACUGUAGGAGUCUGCUGAAUGUUGCUCGUAUGCAUAGAUUUAUAGGACUGGCCAUUUGGUGUUGUAUAACCAGUUAGUGGGCUUGGGCUUGUCCUUAUUGGGAUACUGAUAAUUUCUUCAAAUCUUUGAAAUUGUAAUUAAUUUCCUGUCUCCUUAUUAAUUUAGAUUUUAGAGCUCUGUCACUGUUAAUUAAAUACAGUUGAAUGUGUUUGGAGUAGUCAGCUAAUGUAGAACACCUAGGCUUAAGAGAAAAGCUGCCCAAUAGUUUCCUUAGAACUUCUACAGCCUCCUCACAUACUAAGUGAAAGUUCAAGGCAGACACUAGGAGAGAUGUCAGAAGACUCAGAGGAGGAAGACUAUUCAGACAGAAGUAUCAGCGAUUAUGAUGAAUCGGAUGAGGUUGCGUUUGUGAAAUUUGUAAGCGAUGAUAUUCAUCGGUGUGCACUACUAGCAGCAGAUUCUAUUGGUGACCCAUUCUUCCCUCGAACUACACAGAUUUUAUUUGAGUAUCAGCUAGGAAGAUGGGUACCACGCCUCCGUGAACCACGGGAUUUAUAUGGUGUCUCUUCUUCUGGUCCACUGAGCCCAACACGGUGGCCAUACCACUGUGAGGUCAUUGAUGAAAAAGUCCAGCAUAUUGAGUGGACUCCUUUUUUUCCUGAGCCGAUAUAUGUCCCAACGGGCAUGGAAAUAGAACCUGUUUACCCAAACUCCAAGGAAGAUACUGUGGUUUAUCUAGCUGAAGACACUUACAAAGAGCCCUGUUUUGUGUAUUCCCGCGUUGGGGGUAACCGGACGUCCUUGAAACAGCCCGUGGAUAACUGUGACAACACUUUGGUGUUUGAAGCAAGGUUUGAGAGUGGUAAUCUACAGAAGGUAGUCAAAGUGGCAGAUUAUGAAUAUCAGUUGACUGUGCGCCCAGACCUCUUCACAAAUAAGCAUACUCAGUGGUACUAUUUCCAGGUCACUAACACCCAAGCAGAAAUAGCCUACAGAUUCACUAUUGUCAACUUCACCAAGCCUUCUAGUCUUUACAAUCGGGGUAUGAAGCCACUCUUCUAUUCUGAAAAAGAGGCCAAAAUCCAUAAAAUUGGCUGGCAGAGAAUAGGAGACCAAAUCAAGUAUUAUAAAAACAACCUUGGACAAGAUGGGCGCCACUUUUUUUCUCUUACAUGGACAUUUCAGUUUCCACACAGCAAGGAUACUUGCUACUUUGCUCACUGCUAUCCAUACACUUACACCAACCUUCAAGAAUACCUUUCUGGCAUCAACAGUGACCCAGUAAGAUCAAAGUUUUGUAAAAUACGUGUCUUGUGCCACACACUUGCUAGGAAUAUGGUGUAUGUCUUGACAAUCACUACUCCCUUGAAGAACAGUGACUCAAGAAAGCGCAAGGCUGUGAUUUUGACUGCAAGGGUUCACCCAGGAGAGACCAACAGCUCUUGGAUCAUGAAAGGCUUCCUAGAUUAUAUUUUAGGAGACUCGAGUGAUGCACGGUUGCUUCGGGACACUUUCAUCUUCAAGGUGGUACCCAUGCUGAAUCCAGAUGGUGUGAUCGUGGGAAAUUACCGCUGUUCCUUAGCUGGACGGGAUUUAAACCGUAACUAUACAUCUCUCCUAAAGGAAUCUUACCCUUCUGUUUGGUAUACAAGGAACAUGAUCCAUAGGUUAAUGGAGAAACGAGAAGUUAUUUUAUAUUGUGAUCUUCAUGGCCAUAGUAAGAAACAGAAUAUUUUCAUGUAUGGCUGUGAUGGUAGCAGCAGAUCUAAAUCAAAAGGAUUAUACUUACAACAACGAAUAUUCCCACUUAUGCUGAGCAAAAACUGCCCAAAUAAAUUUUCCUUCUCAGCUUGCAAGUUUAACGUUCAGAAGAGCAAGGAAGGGACAGGAAGGGUUGUGAUGUGGAAGAUGGGCAUCAGGAACAGCUUCACCCUGGAGGCCACCUUCUGCGGAUCUACUCUUGGUAAUAAACGAGGCACCCACUUCAGCACAAAAGACUUAGAGUCAAUGGGAUAUCAUUUUUGUGAUUCUCUAUUGGACUACUGUGAUCCUGACCGGAGCAAGUAUUUUAAGUGCCUGAAAGAAUUAGAAGAAAUGGAAAAACAUAUGAACUUGGAAAGAGGCUUUGGUGAUUCAGAUACUUCUCUAGUAGAAAUAUCAAUGGAUGUGGAGUCGAGUAGUCGAGGCUCUGACAGUUCAGAGUCUAAUGACACUCCGACUUAUCUUCUCAAGCUGACCUCUCAGGUGAAAAACAAGAAAAAGUAUCUGAAAACAAAGAGGGAAAGAAAUGCCACCUUAGCAAAGCGCUGGAAUUAUGCAAGAGAGGUUUAUGGUAAAGAACAUUUGCUCCAAAGACACGAAGAAUCACAUUCUGAUGUGAAAGAUCCAAGGCCAGCUGUGCCGGAUGUUUAUGUGGCUCAUUGUUUCAGAAGACCAUUGCCUAAUCAAGGCUUGGUGAAGAUUCCUGGGCAUAGCUUUUAUGCCCGAAAAACGCACCCAAGCUCCCAACAUGUGAGUCAGAGUCUUAUCAAAGACCAACGGACAUAUAUUUUAGAAACUUGUAAGGGUCCAAUCCAAGAAGCAGUUCAGUCCAAAGGAAUCGAAAUGUAUGAGAGUUGUUUCAAAGUGGCAUCCUUGAAGUGUCCUGUGAACAAACAAACUUCAAAUUGGAUUGAGAAGACAAGAAUACCAACAGAGUCACAUCAUGGACUGAAAAGCAAAGUAAAAAGAUGUGCAUCUUUCCAAAGCAAGAGGUCCGGCACAAACUGGACAGAUGAUGAAAAAAGAAUCUACAGGGAUAAAAGAAUAGCUCAGACCCAGGAAAUACUACAGUAUUUACUCCCUAUCGUGGAAUCCUCUAAAAGCAUGAAAUCUACUCAAAUGAAAGACCUGUUCACUUCAGGAGCCGACUUGCAGCAACAUCAACUCGUUCCAACUGCUUGCAUAAAUACAAGAAGAUACAGCCUACCUUGGAUACCAAGCAGAAAGCUCGCUUUGAAAACCGGAAGGAAUCUUGUGACAGAUGCCCCAGAAUGGCUCCAGCCUGUGCCCCAGAGAUCACUAGAAUGUUUUUCAUCCCUCUGUCGUCUUCAGAAGAGGAAAAAGCACUCUGAACUCUGGGCCAGACACACUGAAUAUAUGAUGAACAGAUAUGGCCGCAAACGGGAGACUAUUCCCUCACGUCCUAAAACGGAUGCCAACGCUAUCAGUGGUAACAGUCUUCAGCCUGCAGAAUCCACCCUGAAGAGCUCUGAGCAGACAGUUCCUCAUCCAACUAAAAGCAACAAGAAACCAAAUGAGAGUAACGGCCCUCUCACCUUGCGCCUGAAGUUCCACUGCAACAGUUAAUCAAGCUGAAAGCGCUUCUGGGAACUGUGGCUGAUGGAGAUGCUCCGACACAGUAAAAAUCAGCAGCCCCUGCCCUGCCCUGCCCUCUUCACACGCAUAUGUGGGUAUGAACUACAGAUUUUACCAGUUCCAUCUUCCUUAGAUGAAACACCUUUCAGAGACUUUAAAAAAUCCGGAGGAAAUAUAGAAAAGUUAAAAAAAAACACAUAUAUUUAAUUUGUAUCAACAUGGGAAAAAGGUUGAAACUUUUGAUUUCUUGCAAAAUUAUGUGUGUAUAUAACAAAAAGAAACUAAGACUUGAAGAAAGGAAGACCAUGCUAUUAAUGAUUUCAGUCACUUUGAUGAACCAGCGGUCAUUUUCCGUGUCUCUUUAUAUAGUUGGUGUGGUAGCAAUAGCACAGGAGAAAUAAACAAUAUUUCUCCCUUCUAGAAGAGCAUCAUAUAAUUGUUCCCAGGAGCACACAUGAUAGCUGGGCAUAGGGCACACAAUAGCAAUCCCAGCACUUGGGAAGUAGAGGCAGAAGGAUCAGGGAUCCAGGCUUUUAAAUGUUGGGCAACAUUUAAAAGCAGCAAGAUAAAUAUUAAUAAUAACUGAAUAGUAAAACAGUAAUUUAUGUACCUCCAAUUAAUGAACUAGCACAUAUCAGAAGAUGCUAACUGCACAGAUCAAAGGGUGGACCAAAAUAACAUGGAAAUAUAUUAUGGUUUCAAAGUCAUUUUACCUCUCAUAAUUAAGCAAAGUUUUAAAAGAUUAGAAAUCCCCUUUCUCCUAGAUCAGCAAGUGCACGCCUCCAGCCUUUCACUCAAGUGGGUAUUUCGGAAGUAAGUCCUACACCUCACUUUUGUCUCAAGGCGGUGAGCAGCCAGGCUGUGGGGUGGGUGGUGCACGCUAUACUCCCAACGGCUUAGGAGCCUGACUCAAAGAUCACAAGUUCAAGGCUUGUCUGGGCUACCACGUAAGUUCAAGAGUGGCCCCAGCAACCUAAUGAAUGCUGUACCCAAACAAAAGACUGAAACAGCACGGAGGGAAACGGAGGGUGUAGCUCGGUGACAGAGAACUACCUGCCGAGUGUGGGGAGACCCUAGUUCACACCCCAGUGUCACCCGAAAAUAGAAAUAAUACGGUGAGUACGAGGAGGGAGUCCCGCAACACGUGCUCCAGUGUGUCAGUCAGGACGAAGGCGAGCGAGGGAGGAAGCCCUCCAGGCCUGGGACUCGAGAGGCACGGGAGACAGGACAUAGGUCUAAGCGGGAUAAGGAGGUUCGCGGUCAGUGUUUCUAGUAGCCGAAAGGGACUUGAGAGCUCACUGCGGUGUUAAGAGAAUAAUGCGAUUUGUAGGUAGUGUUGACCAUAA
Alexandromys fortis (reed vole) is the source of this 5989-nucleotide messenger RNA. RefSeq names its product AGBL carboxypeptidase 3 (gene Agbl3). Gene Ontology annotation, molecular function: metallocarboxypeptidase activity; zinc ion binding. Gene Ontology annotation, biological process: proteolysis. Lineage: Eukaryota; Metazoa; Chordata; Mammalia; Rodentia; Cricetidae. The transcript has 18 exons. The record is from RefSeq and is a predicted model, not a curated record. The coding region runs from base 1617 to 4634 and encodes 1005 amino acids.